Xenopus laevis (African clawed frog) is the source of this 1444-nucleotide messenger RNA. RefSeq names its product annexin A5 L homeolog (gene anxa5.L). NCBI's taxonomy places the organism in Eukaryota, Metazoa, Chordata, Amphibia, Anura, Pipidae. The record is from RefSeq and is marked provisional. Gene Ontology annotation, biological process: negative regulation of coagulation. Gene Ontology annotation, molecular function: calcium ion binding; phosphatidylserine binding; calcium-dependent phospholipid binding. Gene Ontology annotation, cellular component: cytoplasm; nucleus; plasma membrane.
CAGGAGGCAUCACUUUCUCAGCAGCCUCUCUCUAGGCACUUACCUCAUCAACACUAAAAUGGCAUUUAAAACAAAGUCCAGAGGAACAAUAAAGGAUUUCCCUGGAUUUAAGGCAAAUGAUGAUGCCGAAGCUCUUCGCAAGGCAAUGAAGGGAUUAGGUACUGAUGAAGAAGCCAUCAUUAAGAUACUUAUAUCUAGAAGCAAUGCUCAACGUCAGGAAAUUGAUGUUGCCUACAAAACCUUGUUCGGCAGGGAUCUUGUUGAUGAUCUGAAAUCAGAGAUAUCUGGUAAAUUUGAAAAUCUGAUUGUGGCUCUGAUGACUCCAUCUGCUUUGUAUGACGCCUAUGAACUCAGACAUGCAAUGAAGGGAGCAGGCACCACUGAGAAUGUGCUGACAGAAAUCCUUGCUUCUCGUACUACAGACGAAGUGAGGCACAUCAAACAGGUUUACCAGCAAGAAUAUGGAACUGAAUUGGAGGACAGCAUCACUGGAGAUACAUCUGGAUACUUCCAGAGGAUGUUGGUUGUCCUUGUACAGGGCAACAGGGAUCCUGAUUCUAAAGUGAAUGAUUCUCUGGUGGAACAAGAUGCACAGGAUUUGUUCAAAGCUGGAGAAGUGAAGUGGGGCACAGAUGAAGAAAAGUUUAUUACUAUUUUGGGAACCCGCAGCAUUUCUCAUUUGAGGAAAGUGUUUGAUAAGUACAUGACUAUCUCUGGGUAUCAAAUUGAAGAAAGCAUUGACCGGGAGACAUCUGGCCACCUGGAGAAUCUGCUUCUUGCAAUCGUGAAGAGCGUUAGAAGCAUUCCUGAAUACCUGGCAGAUACUCUUUAUCAUGCAAUAAAGGGUGCUGGUACUGAUGACUGUACUCUAAUUAGAGUUAUGGUUUCUAGGAGUGAGAUUGACUUGCUUGAUAUCAAGGAGAAGUUCCGCAAGAACUUUGGCAAAUCCUUGCAUGCAAUGAUCCAGGGUGACACUUCUGGAGACUACAGGAAUGCGCUCCUUCUUAUCUGUGGUGGGGACGAUGACUAGUUCAUCAGACUCUGACAGGAUGGAAAGCAGCUCUGGGCAGUGGUUUUUAGAACUCUAGUACAGCUGCUAUUUCUAGAUGCUAAUUAUGUAUUGCCUCUUACUCAACAAUUAAUAUGCACAUUUUACAAAGGUAACAUACAGCUGGUCUUAAGCCUUCGUCUUUUUUUUGCAGCCUAGGACCGCACUUUGGGUGCUGUUAUAUAUUAUUUUGUUGAAGAGAAUUGUUUCAUUAAUUAUCUUAUUCAUCCCGUUAAAUACCAUGUGAGACUGUUACAUUCCUGUCUGUCCAAAACCUUUCAUCUUACAUUUAAACUUGUUUAUCAUUGUUAGAUAACCUGCAUUUGUUUGUAUGCUUGGCCUGGCCUCACCUGUGUUAUAACGUCACAAGUAAUAAACAGUUUUGUCUAAACACUA